Gallus gallus (chicken) is the source of this 3362-nucleotide messenger RNA. It is a transcript of the gene PRR16, whose product is annotated as proline rich 16. The record is from RefSeq and is a predicted model, not a curated record. The transcript has 3 exons. The coding region runs from base 103 to 1008 and encodes 301 amino acids. Gene Ontology annotation, biological process: positive regulation of translation; positive regulation of cell size. Lineage: Eukaryota; Metazoa; Chordata; Aves; Galliformes; Phasianidae.
GGCGGCGGCUGCGGCAGCUCUGGGAAGCGGAGGGACGCGGCCGGGCGGCUCGCCUGACCUGCGUGCCCCCCCUACCUUGGCCGCGCCGGGCUGCCCCGAAGGAUGUCCGCCCAGUCCAAGGGGACCGCAUCCUCUUCCUCGUCGCCGUCCGAGGGGCCGCCGGCAGCCUCCAAAGCGAAGGUGAAGGAGCAGAUCAAGAUAAUCGUGGAGGAUUUGGAAUUAGUCCUGGGGGACCUGAAAGACGUGGCCAAGGAACUUAAGGAGGUGGUUGACCAGAUCGACACGUUGACGUCUGACCUGCAGCUGGAGGAUGAGAUGACAGACAGUUCCAAAACGGACACGCUCAACAGCAGCUCCAGCAGCACAACAGCUUCUAGCCUGGAGAAGGUGAAGGUGCGGGGCAGUACUCCGCUCAUCAAGAACCCCGUGCAUCCCUCCGCUAUCCUCACCGUCCUGCGGAAGCCAAAUCCCCCUCCACCCCCACCACGACUGACACCUGUCAAGUGUGACAAGCAGCUGAGGCCACCUCCUUCGGCCAACCCUGUCAAGACUAAUGGUACCCUGCUGCGAAAUGGGCCCAGCCGCAUCCCAAAUGGGGAUUUGUGCUGCAUACCAAACAGUAAUUUGGACAGUGUUGCAAUUCCGCCUCUAAUGCAUAGACCUGAGAAAGAGCGGUGUCCUCAGGCAGGAGCAAGGGAACGGGUACGAUUUAGUGAAAAAGUGCAGUAUCACGGCUAUUGCCCAGACUGUGAUGUUCGGUAUAACAUUAAGAACAGGGAGGUGCACUUGCACAGCGAGCCUGCCCAUCUCCUGGGAGCGCUGCCACAUCAGUGCCCUCCUCUGCCACCCCCACCGCCUCCACUGCCUCCGUUUCCUCUAGAAAAUGGAGGGCUGGGGAUAAGCUCCAGUAACAGCUUUCCUCCUCCGAGACCUGUUACUGUGCCUCCACAAACUGCACCAAAACCCCAGAAGACCAUCUUGAGGAAGUCAACCACUACAACAGUGUGAUGUAUGCCACUUGAAAAAAACUUCGUUUUUUUCAUAUAUAUAAACAUAAGUAGGUAACGAGCACUUUCUACUUGAGCAAUAAAAAGACCCAGUGUAUUACUCCCAGUGUAUCCAGUGAAGUGGCAUAAAAAUCACACGGUAAGUAAAGAGAAGAAUUUCCUUUUGGUCACCGUAAAAUGCCUUUAUGGCUGAAAAGGAUGCUGAAAAAUACACAUGAUUUAGCUCACGGGUUGUAAACUUCUGUUGCAGUUUCCUAUCUGCAGCAUUGCUUAAAAGAAAGUGGAAAGAAAGAUCAGUUUGAAAGUACAGAGUGGCGAUUCCUGUUAGAUUUUCGUCUGUCCACCGUAAUGGAGUAAGCAUUGCUGCUGAAUUCUGGGAAGCUUUCUGUUUCCAGCCACUGUGCUUUAAAAUGCCAUUUGACAAAACAAAGUGGAGUGGCAGAUAACGCUUUUGACUGAAUUCUAGCAAAGACAUUUUUCUGUGCCUGAUUGCUUGAGUGAAGGCAUUGUGUGUGGAGCCAUUCAGUAGGAAGCAAUCACCGGACUUUCAGGCAGCUUGACCUUUGGUGAGGGAGUAAAGUAAUUGAAAGCACCUUCAGUCUUGAAGGAAUAUCUAUAUCGGGAGGCACGUCAGCUAAUUUCUUGAAUAUUAGAUUCAUCAUUGUGACUUCUUGCAGGCCAGAUCUGAAGAGUAACCAGGAACCUGACCCUCCGUGAAGCAUGGGAAAGCCCUUCAAGUCAGCCUUAAAUUCCACUUAGUGGGAGCAAAGAAUAGAGGACUAAAGAUCUCGCCCCAGUUCAGAAACGGCUCUCUAAGCCUGGCACUUGAGUUCUGUGCUGAGCAACCGCAGCAACAAUCGAUGAGCUUUUCGUGGGUCAAGCCAGCAUCCAAAUAUAUUUCAAUAUGUAGCCAAAAGGAGAAAUGAAGCACGUAGGUGAUAAUACGAUAUAAAUGCAUUUACUGUAACAGGGGAAUUUACUGUCUACGGUAAAAGAAGACCUCUGUCAUUCCUUGUACAUAUUGAAAGCCAUACAGGAACAGGGCAUCGGUGACGUUAAACUGCUUAAAAGGAUGCUGUCUCCUGUUCUCCACCCAACUUUCAAAAAGUUCAGGUGUUAAAGAUUGCAUCUCAAUGCACUUCAAGUUUUGCACUGUCGCUUACAUUCAGGGUAAUGGUGUGUGCCACCAUUUGCACAGAUGGCCCCAGGAGAUUUUUGACCACAACGAGCUGUAUUUUGCUGGGGCUCCAAAAGGUGGAAUAUAAAAGUUAGAACUGAAGAAAAACAUUUGUGCGCUCUUUCGCUAUGGGGAUCUCUUCACUGAAAGGACUAUGGUCCUUUCUUAGGUUUAAAUAAAUACAUACAUAUACAUAUAUAUAUAUAUGUAUAUAUAUGAAAAAGCAUCAACAUGAUAAGGUGUGUCUAAAGCGGGGAUAUAAUCUUUUUUAAUCGCGUCCAUUUUUUUAUCAUACUGUUGCAAGGAAUUUAAUCUAUCCAAUUAUACAUCCAAUCUGUUCCUGUUGAACACUGACAUUGUUGUUCCAGUUACUGUUAAAGAGAUGAAGUCAUUUGUAAUAUGUAUUUGGCAUACAAAUUUUCUAGCCAUUUGUCUAUACUUCAUGGAGAAAUCUAACAGACAAGCAGCAUUUUCAGUUUAUUUUUCUAAAUAAAUGUGUUGUUUAUAUUGUUAGCAGUCACUCAUCUGGGCUGGUUUUCAUUAUCUCCAAAAAUGAUUUAAAGGCAGAACCAAAACACAGAAAUUAUUUGUUCAUGUGAAGCUGUGAUGGUUUGCUGACUGAAAGCUUUAAUAUAAAUAUUGUAAUUUGUAAAAUGACGAAGUAUAUUUAUACAGGCAAAUAUGUAUGGAAAACAAAUGGAGGUAUUUUAACUCUUAAUUUCAGAACAUAGUUUAUUUUAAUAUCCAUGUGAAGAAAUAUAGAUAUAUAAUGGGAUAGAUUUUUUAUUAUCAGUAAGUUUCAGCGAGUGAAGAUUUGGGUGUUUAAAAAUGAAAGAAAUGUCGUCUAGUAAGAGUGGUCUCCCACAUUACAGAGAGAGCUUUUAUCAAGUGUCUCACCUUAUCCAGAAACUGUUUUUAGUUGUCGUGUUUUUUGAUUUCAUUAGGUUUUAUUCUGUUUGUUUCUGAGUUUGUUUUAGCAUGUUGGCAAGACCAUGCCACUUAAUCACUAUCAGUUUAAGUAGUUGCGGUGUACGAGGUUGUUCUUUAGAACAAUCUGCAGCUUACAGUUAUCAGUCAUUGUUUCUGUGUACUGUGGACUUUUGUUAUGAAGUUACUGAACAUUUCAGUGCUAGAGCUGUUUUGAAUAAAAGUACAUAUUUUCCUUUUUUCUUAGUCUA